Etheostoma spectabile (orangethroat darter) is the source of this 3949-nucleotide messenger RNA. It is a transcript of the gene bms1, whose product is annotated as BMS1 ribosome biogenesis factor. The record is from RefSeq and is a predicted model, not a curated record. Gene Ontology annotation, biological process: ribosome biogenesis; maturation of SSU-rRNA from tricistronic rRNA transcript (SSU-rRNA, 5.8S rRNA, LSU-rRNA); endonucleolytic cleavage of tricistronic rRNA transcript (SSU-rRNA, 5.8S rRNA, LSU-rRNA). Lineage: Eukaryota; Metazoa; Chordata; Actinopteri; Perciformes; Percidae. Gene Ontology annotation, molecular function: GTPase activity; GTP binding; U3 snoRNA binding. Gene Ontology annotation, cellular component: 90S preribosome; nucleus.
AAAGGCUUGUCUCGUGUGCCACACUGUGCGGAACCUCAUAGGAUUUUGUUUCCACUCGGUUGUACUGCAAAGUGACUCUUCCGUACACUUCCGGGUCGGACUUAAAAACACACACGUGAGAGAACUGAAGAAAGUCGCCUUGGACUGGAACCAGACUACAACAGGUUUAUCUUCAGUUGACAGGAUGGACGGGAAAGUUAAGGAACAGAAGCGACAUCAGCAGAAGCACAGCGGACCCAAGGCCGAGAGGAAGAAGCUCAAGAAGCAAGAAGGCUCCACAGAAGAGGAUGGACGGAAACGCAAUCCCAAGGCCUUCUCGGUUCAGUCGGCUGUACGCAUGGCCAAGACGUUCCACAGGUCCCAGGACAUAAAGACAAAAAAACAUCACAUCCCCCAUGUAGACCGGACUCCCCUGGAACCCCCUCCAAUUGUGAUUGUAGUAGUCGGGCCCCCCAAGGUGGGAAAAAGCACCCUGAUCCGCUGCCUGAUCAAAAACUUCACCCGUCAGAAGCUCGGGGACAUAUGUGGACCUGUAACCAUCGUCUCUGGAAAGAAGCGCCGCCUCACUUUCAUGGAGUGCAACAAUGACAUUAAUACAAUGAUCGACCUCGCAAAAGUAGCUGACCUGGUUUUGAUGCUGAUUGAUGCCAGCUUUGGCUUCGAGAUGGAGACAUUUGAGUUCCUCAACAUCUGUCAGGUGCACGGCUUCCCUCGCAUCAUGGGUGUGCUGACUCACCUGGAUUCAUUCAAGAACAACAAGACCCUUAGGAAGACCAAGAAAAACCUCAAGCACCGCUUCUGGACCGAGGUCUAUCAGGGGGCCAAGCUGUUCUAUCUGUCGGGUAUGGUGUACGGUGAAUAUCAGAUUCAAGAAGUGAAGAACCUCGGUCGCUUCAUCUCAGUCAUGAAGUUUCGUCCUCUGGUGUGGCAGACCUCCCACCCUUAUGUGCUGGUUGACCGCAUGGAGGACUUAACUGACCCUGAGCGAGUGAGGACAGAGCCCAAGUGUGACCGGACAGUGUCACUCUACGGCUACCUGCGAGGGACACAUUUGAAAAACAAAGGCCAGGUCCAUAUCCCAGGUGUGGGAGACUUUCAGGUUGCGGACGUGAACUUCCUACCAGACCCGUGCGCCCUGCCAGAGGCUCAGAAGAAGCGAGCGCUGAAUGAGAAGGAACGUCUGCUCUAUGCACCCAUGGCUGGCAUCGGGGGGGUCGUGUACGACAAAGACGCGGUGUAUAUUGACCUUCCCGCUAGCCACGUCAAUCAGCAGCAGGAGGAGGUGCGGCCCACCACAGAGCUGGUCCAGUCUCUCAUUGACACGCAUGCCACCCUGGAUGCCAAGAUGGCUGCUAGUAAGGUGUCUCUGUUCAGCGGCUCGGCCACCCUGGAUUCCACAGACAUGGGCGAGCAGAGCCGAGAGCAGGGUCCUCAGGAAGAAUGUGUCUGGGACCCCAACACCCAGCGGAAGAGGAGGAAGGUGGUCUUCACUGACAAAGAGGAGGAUGUCAGCGGCUCAAGUGAUGAUGAUGAUGAUGAUGAUGAUGAUGAUAGCAACAUUGACAAUGAAGACGGUGACCAGGAGGAGCAGGAAGAGGAAGAGGAAGAAGACGAAGACGAGGAUAACCUGUCCACAUUUCUCAAAGACACAAGAGCCGAAGCGGCCGAGACAGAAAAGACUGUAACAGACGCUCCGCCAGCGAAAAAACAGAAAUUAGAGGAGGGGAAGAAAAGGGGGGAGGAGAGCGCUGAGGUGCCGGCGUUUGCUGACAGUGAAGACGAUUUGGAGAUGAGCGAGGAAGAGAGUGAAGAAGAGGGGGAGAACGUGAGAGCAGAUUCUGGCCACUGUUCUGAAGAGGACAAUAAAGAGAGGGCAGAUGAGGAAGAUGAUACAGAAGAGUCUGAAGAGGAAUCGAUGGAGGAUGAUGCAGCUGUCGCCACAAUUAAGAAACAAGCAGCGAGUGAGGAGGAAGAAGAGGAAGAGGAGCAGGGGGGUCUGAGAUGGAAGGAGGGUCUGCAGCAGAAAGCAUCAGAAGCGUUUCUACGGCAACAAAAAGCUGCCCCCAAUCUCAGAAAACUGGUUUAUGGUUCAGUUGUAGAGGCAGACGAUUCUGACGAUGAGGAGCAGGAGCUGGGGGGGCUCUUUCGAGUCAGCCGCCCUCAGAACGGCAAAAAGUCCCGAGCCAAUGGGGUCGACAGCUCCCGUUUCGACCCCGACACCUCCCACAACUGGGACUUGGAGGAGAUGCUUAACUCCAUCAGGGACUGCUUUGUUACAGGGAAGUGGGAGGAGGACCAAGAUGCUGCCACACUGUUGAAAGAGGACGAGGAGCUGUAUGGUGACUUUGAGGAUUUGGAAACGGGAAAAGUCCACAAGGGCCACACUCGGGAGCAGGACCACACGGAGCAGAAUAGUGAGAACGAUGAAGAUGAUGAGGAUAAUGCAGAAAGUCUGGUGAAGGUGGAUGAUGACGAGGUCCAGAAGAAGAAGCGUCUGGAGAAGAAACAAAGGCUGAAGGAGCGCUUCAACGCGGAGUAUGAUGAUGAAGACGCCACUUACUUUGACGACCUGAAGGAGGAGUUGCAGAAGCAGGCUGAGCUGAACAGGGCCGAGUUUGCCGAUGUGGACGAUGAGACCAGAGUGCAGUACGAAGGCUUCCGACCAGGAAUGUACGUCAGAUUGGAAAUCCCCUCUCUGCCCUGCGAGUUUGUCACCAACUUCGAUCCCCAUUAUCCCAUCAUCCUUGGAGGUCUGGGCUCCAGUGAGGGCAACGUAGGAUACCUGCAGAUGCGACUGAAGAAACACCGCUGGUAUCACCGCAUCCUAAAGACACGGGACCCCCUCAUUCUGUCGUUAGGCUGGAGGCGCUUCCAGACCAUCCCCCUCUACCACAUUGAGGAUCACAACGGACGCCACCGUCUGCUCAAAUACACACCUCAGCACAUGCACUGUGGAGCAUCCAUCUGGGGUCCUGUCACGCCACAGGGCACCGGCUUCCUUGCUGUACAGUCAGUAGCAGGAACCAAAGCUAAUUUCCGAAUUGCAGCCACAGGAGUCAUCCUGGACCUGGAUAAGUCUGUGACCAUUGUGAAGAAGCUCAAACUCAUCGGCUACCCCUACAAGAUCUUUAAGAACACCUCCUUCAUUAAGGGCAUGUUCAACUCAGUGCUGGAGGUUGCUAAAUUCGAAGGGGCUUCUGUACGAACAGUAUCAGGGGUCAGAGGUCAGAUCAAGAAGGCGCUGUCUACACCGCCUGGUGCUUACAGAGCCACGUUUGAGGACCGCCUGCUUAUGAGUGACGUGGUGUUCCUGCGCUCCUGGUAUCCAGUGUCGGUCCCUCAGCUCUACAACCCCGUCACCUCUCUGCUGCUGCCUGCUGGUCAAAAGGACAGCUGGGCAGGCAUGAGGACCCUGGGGCAGCUCAAACAUGACCUGGGCAUCCGCAACAAACCCAUCACGGACUCUCUGUACAAGCCGGUGGUCCGAGCUCCAAGGCACUUCAACCGCCUCCAUAUCCCCAAGGAGCUCCAGAAGGCCCUGCCCUUCAAGAGCAAACCCAAACAGCAGCAACCCAAAGGAAAGACGCCCAGAGAUCUCCAGAGGCCCAGUGUGAUCAGAGAGCCUCAUGAGAAGAAGGUGGCGGCCCUGCUCCUUGCUCUGAGCACAGUCCACAACCACAAGAGGAAGAAAGCCCACACAGCGCAGCACGCCAAGCACAAGGAGUUCCUGCAGCAGAAAGAGAAACUGGAGGAGGCCAAGCUGAAGAGACAGAAGGAGGCACGUAAAAAACUGUACCGCAUCCAGGGACAAGUUGACCAGAAGAAGAGCAGGUCCAGUCUGAAGGGGGCGCCCCAGGACGACUAACUCACUGAAUCUGGACUCAGAAUCAUUUUUAUUGUGUUUUUCUAGAUGUAUUGAUAUUAAACACGAGUUGUUAAGGAAAAGUGA